Molecule: messenger RNA, 2532 nt
Organism: Phyllostomus discolor (pale spear-nosed bat)
Lineage: Eukaryota; Metazoa; Chordata; Mammalia; Chiroptera; Phyllostomidae
Gene: TRMT10A
Product: tRNA methyltransferase 10A
Exons: 8
Coding region: 240-1259 (339 amino acids)
Biological process (GO): tRNA N1-guanine methylation
Cellular component (GO): cytosol; nucleoplasm; nucleus
Molecular function (GO): tRNA binding
Source: RefSeq, a predicted model, not a curated record
UCCCGCCUCUCAAGAGCGUCCUCCAGCGCGUGGCCAAGAGGGGAGAGAGGGUCCAGGCUCUGUCCACCCCUGUGGGUUGCCAGCUGUCGAUAUCUCUUUCGGGGUCGAGAUCCAGUCCCUAGUUUGUGAAGAGUGAGUUUCCAGAGAACGAAGGGAGAGGGAAAUGUGGAGUCUGAAGGGCCAGGAAACGAGUUACGGUUUUGUCACUUCCUGGCUAGAGACCGUGGAGGCAUCAAAUAAUGUCAUCUGAAAUGAUGCCAGCAUUUAUUGAGACCUCUAAUGUUGAAAGAAAGCAAGACUUAAGUGAAGAUCAAGAGGAAAGCCAGAAGCCAAGAUUAGGUGAAGAGUUUGAACCAAUAUCUAAACGACAAAUGAAGAAGCUAAUGAAACAGAAACAGUGGGAAGAACAACGAGAACUCCGCAAACAAAAGCGGAAGGAAAAACGCAAGAGAAAGCAGUUAGAGCGACAAUGUCAACUGGAAUCAAACUCAGAUGGAAAUGAUAGAAAACGUGUUCGAAGAGGUGUUGUUCACAGCACACUUCGUCUUAUCAUUGACUGCAGUUUUGACAGCUUGAUGAUAUUAAAGGACAUUAAGAAACUUCAUAAGCAGAUUCAACGAUGUUAUGCAGAAAAUCGACGAGCACUGCAUCCUGUGCAGUUUUAUUUGACAAGCCAUGGAGGCCAGUUGAAAAAGAACAUGGAUGAAAAUGACAAAGGAUGGGUCAACUGGAAGGAUAUUCACAUUAAACCAGAGCACUAUAGUGAAUUCAUAAAGAAAGAAGACCUGAUAUAUCUUACAUCAGAUUCCCCUAAUGUACUGAAGGAAUUAGAUGAAUCAAAGGCUUAUGUGAUUGGAGGAUUAGUAGAUCACAACCAUCACAAGGGACUCACAUAUAAACAAGCAUCAGAUCAUGGAAUUGACCAUGCACAGCUUCCCCUUGGAAAUUUUGUGAAGAUGAAUAGUAGAAAAGUUUUGGCAAUUAAUCAUGUGUUUGAGAUUAUUCUGGAAUACCUGGAAACAAGAGACUGGCAAGAAGCCUUUUUCACUAUUUUACCCCAAAGGAAAGGAGCUGUUCCCACAGACAAAGUGUGUGGGAAUUCUUCCCAUGACAAGAAGUCUGCCAGAGUUGAAGGUGGAUUGGACAGUGAUUCCAGUGAGGAAGACACCAGCAGAAAUGAACUAGAUUCACCACAUGAAGAAGAAAAGCAGGAUAAAGAAAAUAGCACUGAAUCUAUAGUGAACUCUAUACCAAAGUAAUGUCAACUGAGUUUUUGUUCGUUUUCUCUUCUUUUUUUUUUUUAAGGAAAAAUUAGGAGAAAAUGAGGUGCUUCAUAGAAUACUCAAAUUGGAAAAAAAUUCAUUUUCUCUUCAGUUGAAUUUUUAAAACUUUCAGAGCUGAUAAAAAGUUCUUGUAAAAAAACACUUUUUGUUUUUGCAUAAGAUUUACAUGUGUAAUUUGAAAUACUAGUUUUUUAAGCCUCAAAUAAGUUUUGAGGAUUUUUCUUUAAUAUUAAACCUUCAUUCUCUCAUUUACUGGGUUGUAUUCUUCAGAAUGUGCCUUCUGACCCAUUUGUUUUAUUAUUUAAUGUUUUUAUCAAUGUCUUACUGGUUUAUUUCCUACAUAUUUGUAGAGGCUGAUAUUCAUAAAUCUCCUGUAAGUAUACCAAAGUGUUCAGUAUGUGAGAUCCCCUUCUACUUGCAGCUUUCGUAUUCAAUAACUUCAAAGGAAUAUAGUGAUUUUAGGAAGAAGUAUCAGAUUGAUAAACUCAACAGUUUAUUUGUUUGGGACUGUUGACCUGUCUCUCUUCCUCUUUCGAUGCCUUUUUGUGGUUCCAAAGCAAUCACUGACGAGUUACACUCUUUAAUAUAUUUUCUUUUUUUAAAUAUAUAUUUUUAAAUUCAAAUCAUGGUGGUAAAUUAUUUCCAUUACAAAAUUUAAUUUUUCAGGCUAGAUUAUUUUAGAAAGCUGUUGAAGGAUCAACAUAAUUUUGUCUUUACCUAAAAAGAAAUAGCUCUUAGCAGGUAUCUUUUCGUUCCAUAUAUACUUUUAUUUUUUAAAAAUCUGUUCAUUCUUAAAGUUAACUUUAUAUGUGCAUCUCCACCUACUAUCAUAUGAGCAAGUUAAUGUAAAUGUUUAUUUCUGUAAAUAACAUAAGUGUAUGAAAAUAUGCAUAUACUACAUAUAUCUGUCCAUAUCAUGUAUGCUUCUCAAUGAUACACAGCAUUGAGUUGUCAUGUAUGUGUAUCAUUUGAGUGAAUGGUUGUGUCCAACAACACUGAGGAAUUUGAAUUUCACAAAGUACAAAAUCUAAAAAUAUUUGUGUGAGGACAUUGGUAAGGUAAUAUGGGGCUAAAUGAGAUGUUCUAGUUUUCUACCAGUAACUGUAGAGCAGUAAUGUUUAAAGUAAGCAAUUGUCCUUUGUCACAACAAUAGUAAGAUUUCAGAAACCUUCACUGAGUGGAUCAAAUGAAGUUUCUGUUCUUUUUACUCACUGGCAUCUUAAAUUAUAUACACAUUUAGUAGAAAGUU